AAAAAAAUUACACAUGUUCUUGUUUUCGUUCAGUGGAUUAUACACAUGAUAUUAUUGCAUAAACAUUACAUAUAACUGUGCAAUACAAAAAUGCCUAAAACAAAAAAGAAAUUCAUAGAUAAAAAGAAAGCGGUGACGUUUAAUCUCGUACACAGAUCUCAAAGAGAUCCUCUGGCCGCCGACGAAACAGCCCCGCAGCGAGUAUUAGUGCCCGUAAACACAACCAUCCCACCUACAAAGGAUAAAGAUCCAGAAUACACACCUGAACAACGCAAGGAGGAACAAAGAAAAUACGGUAUAUAUUACGACGAUGACUACAAUUAUUUGCAGCAUCUCAAAGACACAAAAGAGGUUACACUUGUGUUGCAGCCUAAAACUCCACAUAAGAAGAAGCAAACGGAAUCAACAAAAACUGAUGAAAUCAUCGAUGAAGAUGAAGAGCCUCCCAUUCCAGUCACAGAACGUCUGAUGCUGCCCAGUUCGGUGUUCGCCUCUGAAUUUGAAGAGGAUGUUGGUUUACUCAAUAAAGCUGCUCCACAGGGUUUACGCCUCGAUCUGGAUCCGGAAGUAGUGGCCGCUUUGGAUGAAGAUUUUGAUUUUGAUGAUCCUGAAAAUGAACUGGAAGACAACUUCAUCGAAUUGGCUAUGGGAGACGAUGAUGAAGAAGCAUAUGAUGAAGAUGAAGGUUCAUCGGGUGAUAAUAACUCUGAGAAAGCAUUCUCUUCAGACUUUGAAUCAAAUGAUGAAAGCGAUUCACAGGAUGAAGACAAUCGCGGCAGGAUGCCGACGUGGGCGCCGCCGGACAAGGACGACACCAAGUCUCGCUUCUCGCAGUACUCGAUGUCGUCCAGCAUUAUAAGGCGUAACCAGGGCUUGGAGCUACUGGACAACAGAUUCGAAAAGAUGUACGCCGAGUACGACGACACGGAGCUGGGAGCCCUCGACCUGGACGAGAUCGAGGGUCACAUGCCGGAGACGCACGCCAUGCUGCUGCAGGCCGCCCAGGAGUUCGAGGCCUCGCAGAGGAAGUACAAACUCGACAAGGAAACCGAAAUGAGGAGGUUACAACGUCUUCAGGAAAUCGAAGAAGAAUCUGAAGAAGAUGUCGUCACCGUGGAAGUUGAGCCCAAGGAGAGAUGGGACUGCGAGACUAUUCUCAGUACUUACUCCAACUUGUACAACCAUCCGAAACUCAUAGAAGAACCUAAGAAACCGAAGAGGAUCGUGAUAGAUCCAAAAACUGGUAUACCUAAGGACGUGCUCGGCGCCGACGGUGGGAAGCUGACGGUGAAGGCGCUGGCCAGGUUCAACGCCAUGAGCGAGGCCGCCCCGUGCGCUGCCGACGUCGCCAGCCGCGCCGACACGCUGCUGUCCACGCUCAGCGCGCUCUCCAUAAGGCCCACAGACGAAAGUGUUGAAGAAAAGAGAGAACGAAAACGUUUAUUGAAAGAAUACAGACGAGAGAGGAGAAUCGAGAAGAAAGCUAAUAAAGAAGCUUUCAAGGAAGAGAAGAAACGGCAAGAGAAGAUCAUGAUGAACAACAAGAAUAAUGUGCAAGGGAACAGAAUAUUGUAGGAGCAAUAAAUAUUGUUUA
Molecule: messenger RNA, 1594 nt
Organism: Bombyx mandarina (wild silkworm)
Lineage: Eukaryota; Metazoa; Arthropoda; Insecta; Lepidoptera; Bombycidae
Gene: LTV1
Product: LTV1 ribosome biogenesis factor
Biological process (GO): ribosomal small subunit export from nucleus; ribosomal small subunit biogenesis
Cellular component (GO): nucleus; cytosol; preribosome, small subunit precursor
Source: RefSeq, a predicted model, not a curated record